AUGAAUGCUGCUGCUGUUGCGAGGCAGCCCGUGGGCUGUCUCAAGGCGGCGCUGAGGAGGACGAGAUUCCAGAGGUCGUGGCAGCGGUGCAUGGCGACAGAGGCUGCGCCGACAACGACGACGAGCAGCCCCUCCAUGGCCCGGAAUGCCUUCAGUCAGAGACAGCACAUGGAGCAGAAAAAGGUGGCCAAGUUCCAGAUCUGGCCCCAGGUGCCCUCCCCGCGAACCACGAACCCGGACCCGAUGCCCGCCCUCCGGCAGCAGGAAAUCGCCCGCCUCGACCCGACGGGCGCCCGCACGCGCCUCUUCUCGCGCGAGCACGCCGACAGCGCAAAGGUCGGCGACGUGCUCAUGGUGACGAGCAAGAACGGCGAGCCCUUCUCCGGCGUCUUCAUCCAGCUGCGGCGGCGCGGCGUCGACACGGCCAUCCUGCUGCGCGGCCAGAUGAUGAAGGUCGGCGUCGAGAUGUGGUUCAAGAUCUACAGCCCGACCGUCACGGGCAUCGACAUCAUCUGGCGCCGGCCCAAGAGGGCCAGGAGGGCCAGGUUGACGUACAUGCGGCAGCCCAAGCAUGACAUGGGGAGCGUGGAUAACCUGGUGUCUGCUUGGAAGAAGGAGAGGUAUGCGCUGCGCUCCAAGGCGAAGCAGGCGGGUGGGAAGAGGAUUACGAGGUAG
Molecule: messenger RNA, 675 nt
Organism: Trichoderma citrinoviride
Lineage: Eukaryota; Fungi; Ascomycota; Sordariomycetes; Hypocreales; Hypocreaceae
Exons: 2
Coding region: 1-675 (224 amino acids)
Biological process (GO): translation
Cellular component (GO): ribosome; mitochondrial large ribosomal subunit
Molecular function (GO): structural constituent of ribosome
Source: RefSeq, a predicted model, not a curated record